Messenger RNA from Staurois parvus, 612 nucleotides. NCBI's taxonomy places the organism in Eukaryota, Metazoa, Chordata, Amphibia, Anura, Ranidae. The record is from the annotation of a GenBank genome assembly.
CUGUCCGCAGUCUCUGGUCAUCCCGGUGCUGUCCGCAGUCUCUGGUCAUCCCUGUGCUGUCCGCAGUCUCUGGUCAUCCCUGUGCUGUCCGCAGUCUCUGGCCAUCUCCUGUGCUGUCCGCAGUCUCUGGUCAUCUCCUGUACUGUGUCCGCAGUCUCUGGUCAUUCUCUUGUCAUCUUCUGUACUAUGUCCGCAGUCUCUGGUCAUCUCCUGUACUGUGUCCGCAGUCUCUGGUCAUCCCCUGUACUGUCCGCAGUCUCUGGUCAUCUCCUGUACUGUGUCCGCAGUCUCUGGUCAUCUCCUGUACUAUGUCCGCAGUCUCUGGUCAUCUCCUGUACUGUGUCUGCAGUCUCUGGUCAUCCCUGUACUAUGUCCGCAGUCUCUGGUCAUCUCCUGUACUGUGUCCGCAGUCUCUGGUCAUCUCCUGUACUGUGUCCGCAGUCUCUGGUCAUCUCCUGUACUGUGUCUGCAGUCUCUGGUCAUCUCCUGUACUAUGUCCGCAGUCUCUGGUCAUCUCCUGUACUGUGUCCGCAGUCUCUGGUCAUCUCCUGUACUAUCUCUGCAGUCUCUGGUCAUCUCCUGUACUGUGUCCGCAGUCUCUGGUCAUCUCCU